Messenger RNA from Pieris brassicae (large cabbage white), 984 nucleotides. Its product is annotated as 3-hydroxyacyl-CoA dehydrogenase type-2-like. Gene Ontology annotation, molecular function: estradiol 17-beta-dehydrogenase [NAD(P)+] activity. The transcript is spliced from 5 exons. The record is from RefSeq and is a predicted model, not a curated record. Gene Ontology annotation, biological process: androgen metabolic process; fatty acid metabolic process; estrogen metabolic process. Lineage: Eukaryota; Metazoa; Arthropoda; Insecta; Lepidoptera; Pieridae. Gene Ontology annotation, cellular component: mitochondrion. The coding region runs from base 149 to 919 and encodes 256 amino acids.
GAGUGAGUCUGUGGAUAUGGGUACAGACAGCGCGGUUUGAAUCAAAAAUUAAAUCUUGAUAGAUUUUAAGUUAAUUUUAAAUACUAAAUGUACUAAAUAUUCCUUUAUUUAGAAGAAGCAAACUAACAGAAACUAUUAUAUAUAUAAAAUGUUGAAGGGAAUGGUAAGUUUGGUAACUGGAGGAGCAUCGGGACUGGGAAAGGCCACGGUAGAAACAUUGGCAAAACUUGGUGGAAAAGUUGUUAUUCUUGAUAUUCAAGGAACCCGAGCAGAAAUUGUUGCCAAAUCCAUAGGUGAAAAUGUUUUAGUAUCUACUGGUUGUGUGACUUCAGAGGCAGAUGUUAAAAAAGCACUAGAUUUAGCCAAAACAAAAUUUGGACGUUUAGAUAAUUUAGUUAACUGUGCUGGUUAUUCUAUGUCUCAUCAAACAUAUAAUUUUCAUAAAGACAAAUGUGUGGAUUUGGAUCAUUUCGAAAAAUGUAUAAAUGUUAAUACUGUAGGCACAUUUAACACAAUUCGGCUAGCUGCUGGGCUAAUGGGUAAAAAUAAACCAUCAGAGAGUGGUCAACGUGGUGUUAUAGUAAACACUGCAUCAACAAUAGCCAUGGAAGGAGACAUUGGUCAGGCCGCUUAUGCAGCAUCAACAGCAGCUGUUAUAGGCAUGACAUUGCCAAUUGCUAGGGAUUUAGCAUCCCAAGGAAUUCGAGUUAUGACAAUUGCCCCAGGUAUCUUUGAAACACCGUUAGUUUCAUAUUUACCCGAAAAAAUGAUAGAGUUUAUCAAAAGAAUGACGCCAUUUCCCUCGCGCUUAGGAAAACCGGAGGAAUUUGCACAUUUGGUCACAAGUAUAAUUGAAAAUCCCAUGCUAAAUGGUGAAGUGAUACGAAUAGAUGGCGCGCAACGCUGGUUUCCGUUAUAGAUUGUAAGACUGUAAUAUGUAGUUUGUAGCGAAUCGUGAGUUAUAAUAUACUUUAUUUUAGUCUG